Molecule: messenger RNA, 1659 nt
Organism: Trypanosoma conorhini
Lineage: Eukaryota; Euglenozoa; Kinetoplastea; Trypanosomatida; Trypanosomatidae
Exons: 1
Coding region: 1-1659 (552 amino acids)
Source: RefSeq, a predicted model, not a curated record
AUGCUAUCGGGAUCCUCUCAGAGAGGCUCUAUCAGUGGUAGCCGCGAGGCCAGAAGCGUGCGCUCGCGCGGGGCCUCUGGCGAAAGCCCUCGCUCUCUUGGCAGCGGGAACGAUUCUGCGGGACGGGCGAAGCCGAAGGGUUCGGCGGCGUCCUCGGGGUCGAACGGCGGCCGGCGGGGUGACGCGGCACCGCAGGCUCGCCGCUCAAGCAGCAACGCCUCCAACGGCGUCGCCAAAAACUCCCCUCGCGGAAGUCGCAACGGUGACGUGCAGCAAAGCGUGAACCGAGAACGACGGCGACAAAGUAGUGGCGGGGUCCGCCGCUCGCAUGGGGAGGCGAAGCGGAUAUCGAAGGAGGAGAUGGACUCGCUGCUGUUUCGGAAGCCACAGCUGGGGGACAUGCGUCCCGACAUGUACCGUUUGGAUCUUUCCCAGAAAGAUGACCUACGGUUCCUUUACGAGACGCAGCACCGCGUGGACCCCGAACUGUUCCCGCUAAAGAAAAACUCAAACCGCUCGAGGUGGAAGCACAUGCAGCAGAGUCACAUCUUUGAUACGGCCCCGCUACCAAUCCAGCGGGCUCCGGCGAAGGCAGCCAGGAAGAACGACGACGGACUUGGGGCGCUAGCGCGAUUCAUUCUUUGCGCCGAAGCACGCGAACCCUCUCCAGUGCGGGGACGACGCCACCGCAGCGAAAGUGCAUGCAGGGACAAGCUUCGUCUGUUUGGCAACCACUCUGAUGAAGGGAACUCACGAACCACAUCGCCAGUUUUAAGGACGGGGGUGCGGCGGGUGCGUUCAAAGCCUACCGAUAAACUUGGCGACGACCUGCGCGUAAGGAACUCAUCGGAUGAGGUGGGAUUGACCCCCCGCGGGCUCCGCAGUAAGGAGGCGGUGCGAAAGUUCGAAUCCACUCAGCCCCAGCUUACACUGCCGCCGCGGAAAGCGCCCCGUUCUCGUGCAAAUGUCACGCGAAGCUUAUCAGCUUCAGAUCACGACAUCUUUGGCGUCAGAAAGCGACGGGAGCACAUGAUGCGGCAAACCCGUUCAUUUUCCUCUGCCUGCAGCAGCGAGCCCUACGGUUCUGAGUAUCAUGCAGAAACCACAAGCCAUCGAGCAUCGUCGCUGGGAAGCGCAAGUCUUCGCGGUGAAAAGAGGAGCACCCGUUCCAAGGAUCAGCGUAUCACCACGCCCUUUGGCGAAGCGGAGUCACGUGACGGCGGGACACCCACACGCCGUCAGGAGCGUCGUCGUGGCGGUUCCUAUUCCAGCCGUCCCAGCAGUGUUGCCUCCUCCUCUGCUUUGCGGAGCUGGAGCCACAUGUCGUCCCAGCGUGGGACCCAAAGCGAGAUGCUUAGCCAGAGGAAAGAUGCCACCAGGAGGCGGCGUGCCACUACUUCUGCCUCGCAGGUGUCUAGCGCAGCGUCAGUGUUUACCGAAAACGAAGACAACUCAGUUUCCCUGCCUCCUUCACCGGCCCCGAGGACGGGCCGCGCGCGUGUGCCAGGCUGCUCAAUUACAAACUCCAACGUCAUCUUUGGUGGGGGGCAGUCGCUAGACUCACCGCGGCGUCCACUGCGCAGGCUCCAGCACGAGUCUCCGCAGAUGCGCGGUAUCCUGUCCUGGGACCAACGGCGUCCACAAAAAAGAACUUCUUGA